UGCUCACUUCCUGUUGCUUCUGUUGUCUGAUCGGUGUCUUCAGGCUCGACCUCCAUCAGACCUUCAUCAGACCUUCAUCAGGUCUUCAUCAGAUCCCUGAGCUGUUUAGUUGGUGAACCCUCUUCCUCCUCUUCUUCCUCGGUCUCUCCGGACGGAAGAUGGUGCGGACUAAAGCGGACAGUGUCCCCGGCUCCUACAGGAAAGCGGUUGCAGCUCAAGCUCCCAGGAAGUCGCUGGGCGCCAGUUCCUCCAACUCGGCGUCCUGCAGCAGCCAGGCGUCCACCCCAGCUAAGGGUAAAUACGCCGGUGGGAACGUGGUGUGUCCCCGCCCCACCCCCACCUGGCAGAAGGGCAUCGGCGACUUCUUCGGCGGGCCCCCCCGCAAGCCGGAGAAGGAGAACCAGAGGCCCCAGGAGGUGGAGGACGACGAGGAGGCCGGAGGCAGCGGGAUGUCAAAGGUCACCAGGAAGUCCAGGCCGCUGCCGGCUGACGAUGAGGAGGAGGAAGCCUGAGACGAAGAGUGAAUCUCUGCUGCCGCUGUUCAAACAACGUUAAAAUGUACAUCUGUAUAUAAGUUACUGCUGAAUUCCCUUUAACUAGGUCAUUAAACACUUUUUAUGUUUUUAA
This is a messenger RNA of Limanda limanda (common dab), 627 nucleotides long. It is a transcript of the gene pclaf, whose product is annotated as PCNA clamp associated factor. The record is from RefSeq and is a predicted model, not a curated record. The transcript has 4 exons. Gene Ontology annotation, biological process: regulation of cell cycle; translesion synthesis. Bases 159 to 512 code for a protein of 117 amino acids. Gene Ontology annotation, molecular function: chromatin binding. Gene Ontology annotation, cellular component: nucleus. NCBI's taxonomy places the organism in Eukaryota, Metazoa, Chordata, Actinopteri, Pleuronectiformes, Pleuronectidae.